Messenger RNA from Penicillium brevicompactum, 1074 nucleotides. RefSeq lists its product as uncharacterized. NCBI's taxonomy places the organism in Eukaryota, Fungi, Ascomycota, Eurotiomycetes, Eurotiales, Aspergillaceae. The record is from RefSeq and is a predicted model, not a curated record. The coding region runs from base 1 to 1074 and encodes 357 amino acids. Gene Ontology annotation, biological process: branched-chain amino acid metabolic process. Gene Ontology annotation, molecular function: branched-chain-amino-acid:2-oxoglutarate transaminase activity. The transcript has 6 exons.
AUGGCUGCUUUCCCCCCACCCCGUCUCGCGUCCCUGGAAUGGAACAAGCUGGGCCUUGCUCCCAUGGAUGUGAAUGGCCAUGUUGAGUCAGAGUAUUCGAUUGCAACUGGAGAAUGGUCAAAGCCUCGCUUUGUGGAGGAUCCAUUCAUCAAGAUUCACGGCCUUGCACCUGGUCUUAACUAUGGCCAACAAGCAUUUGAAGGCAUGAAAGCCUACCGUGAUCCUCAGGGUCAGAUUCAAGUCUUUAGACCAAAGGUCCACGCGGCUCGUCUUGCUCUUUCUUGCUCGACUAUUGCCAUUCCCACUAUCCCAGAAGAUAUCUUCUUGGCCAGUAUCAACCUAGCAGUUGUCCGCAAUGCCGAGUAUGUUCCUCCUCAUGACUCUGACGCCGCAUUGUACAUCCGACCUCUAGUGUUUGGCUCCGACGCAUUCUUUGCUGUGUCUGCCGGUACAGGCUACCGAUUCUGCGUGUAUGCGCAACCCUACAAGGCGUACCAUGGAGUUCAACCUUUGCCUGCCCUGGUGCUUGAAGACCUUGAUCGUGCUGCACCCCGAGGUGUGGGCCAUGUCAAAGUCGGAGGCAACUAUGCGCCUGUGCUGAAGUGGAGUGAUCAAGCCCGCGCGGAAGGGUUCCAUAUCACACUACACCUCGACAGCCGAACACAGUCGCAGAUUGAUGAAUUCAGUACUGCUGGAUUCCUGGGAUUGAAGAAGACCGGGGACUCGUACACCCUCGUUGUCCCCAGCUCUCCAUCUAUUCUGAAGAGUGUGACCAGCACAUCAUGUGUGGAACUGGCACGCUCGUUCGGAUGGGCAGUAGAGUUGCGCCCGAUUCCGUACCUCGAGUUGCCGCAUUUCGUGGAGAUUUUGGCUGCAGGAACAGCGGCGAUGGUGGUACCAAUCAGAUCGAUCACCCGGAGAUCUACCGGAGAUGUCUUUACCUUUUCUGAGGACGGCCCGGGCGAGGCGUGCCAGCGUCUCUCAAAGGCGUUGUUGGCAGAACAAAAGGGAUUGGGGGCCAAUAAUGAGGACUGGCUCUGGCCUGUGGCGCCGGUGGCCGACGCCGAGGAAUGA